Molecule: messenger RNA, 5594 nt
Organism: Tachysurus fulvidraco (yellow catfish)
Lineage: Eukaryota; Metazoa; Chordata; Actinopteri; Siluriformes; Bagridae
Gene: arel1
Product: apoptosis resistant E3 ubiquitin protein ligase 1
Exons: 22
Coding region: 359-3418 (1019 amino acids)
Biological process (GO): protein polyubiquitination; negative regulation of apoptotic process; positive regulation of protein catabolic process
Molecular function (GO): ubiquitin-protein transferase activity
Source: RefSeq, a predicted model, not a curated record
GGUCUUUAGCUAGCUGCUUGGCUAAGUUGUGUUAAUGGACGUUGGAUGGAUUUCUGCCUAUUUAACCUUUCCCUGCCUCAUGUAUAAGCGUCUAAAUGGAACGACCUUAAGCUAUUGUUCAGUAAUAUUUAAGUUUACGCGUUUAUUCGGUGUUUAAUGCCGUAAAUACUGCUGGACGAGCAGAUGUACACAGAGAGGUACUGAAGACAACAUGGGAAGAACACUGAGAAGAAAACACGUGUUCUGAAAGCACAAAGAAUAAAGACACUAACGAGAGAGAGAGAGGCGCUUCAUCUACAUGAAGUCCACCGUUAUUCUCUGAGAACCGAGAGGUCUGAUCAACACUGAAGAUGGUCUGAUGGACCGACGCUUCUUGCUGACAUUAAUUUUUUGUUCAGUGUCAUGGAUUUUCUUUUGGGAACUGCGCUGGAAGAAGAGCAAGGAAAGUCAGAUUGAAGAAUGGCUGCAAGGCCAUAGUCUGUCAGAAUACAAGCAUUUAUUUGAAGAUGUGCAGUCUCUGGAAGAAUUGAGUCUUAGUGUGUUGACUCGUUUGGAGGACGUGGUGAAGGAACAGCGGCGCUGGAGGGACAUCGCUGAAGCCGACGUCCGUCUGCUCAGAGACUUUGCCUUUCAGGAGUGGCUGUGCUCUCAGAGCCUUGAGCACUACUACCACACUCUGAAGACCCUGGGAUGCACUAAUCUGGAUGACCUAGCCCAGUUUGACAGCCAGCUUCAGCUCUCUCUGGCAGCCUGGGGCUAUUACUACGAGGACUAUAUCAAGCUGUCCACAGGCGUAAAGGUCCUCCAAGCAUCCCGGGGUAGCAGGGACCAGGACUACGAGGUUCAGCUGGUGCACAGCCUUGCUGAGAGGCGCCUGAAUGAGAAGUGGUCCAUUGCUGGAGCUGUGAUAUUCGGCUGUACGGUUGCACUGUGCUUUCUGAUAAGGGACCUCAUGUUUUACGUGAUUGGUGGAAUAACCGUUUCCAUCAUUGCAUUUGUCUUUACCAUCAAGUUCUUAUGUGAGCUCGCAGCACGUGUGGUCAGCUUCCUGCAAAAUGAAGACCCUGGGCGUCGUGGGGAUCGCAGCAUUUAUGACUAUGUGCGGGGGAACUACCUGGAUCCACGCUCCUGCAAAGUCUCCUGGGACUGGAAGGAGCCACAGGAAGUGGGCCAGACCAUGAGCUUCCGUGUGCAGCUCUUCUAUAAGAACGGCCAGCCUUUUCCAGCGCACAGGCCAGUGGGUUUGAGGGUGAACAUCACUCACAUAGAGCUUGCUCUGGACAUUCCUGUCACCCAGGAGAUCCUUCAGGAGCCGGAGUCCAACGUGGUGAAAGUGACCUUCACUGUGCGCAAGGCAGGCCGCUACGAGGUGGCAGUGAAACUGGGGGGGCUCAAUGUGGCAUACAGCCCCUAUUAUAAAAUGUUUCAAGCAGGGACGGUGGUGCCAUCCAAAACAAAGAUCGCAUACCAUUUUUCAACUUUGGUGCUGACAUAUGGUCAACAGCACACACUGCAGAUCGAGCCUCGAGACGAGUACGGCAACCCUACCAGCAACUCCGUCUCUCUCGUGGAUGAGGUCAACUACAGUGUGCAUAUACACUCGUUGGGUACUACGGAGGAGGACAGUUCUGAUGAUGACUACAGCACGUCUGUCUGUUGUAAUAAGCAGCAGUGUCAGGUUCUGCUGCGGCUCACUCUGAACAAAAAGGGCUGCUUCAGGGCACGCAUUACUUACAGGGACCAGCCUCUCAAUAAUGGAGAGUUCGACAUCAUUGUGCUUACUGAGAACGAGAAGAACUGCGUGGAGAAGAACGUGUCCACUCCAGGAAUUAGUAUAUAUUUUGAGGCCUACCUCUAUGGUACAGGGAACUAUAGCAGCUCUACCUGGCAGUUCCCAGCAUCCUCUCUGCUCACUCCACCACGACGGCCGUCCACGGGCGACGACGAGGAAGAGCACGACUCUCCAGUAGAAGGCCAACCGGAGAAGGUCAAGAAACCAAAAAAGGUCUACUGCUACAUAUCACCAAAGCAACUCUCUGUGAAGGAGUUUUACCUGAAGAUUAUUCCAUGGCGCCUUUUUACUUUUCGUGUGUGCCCUGGAACUAAGUUCACGUACCAUGGGCCUGACCCCAUCCAUAAGUACCUGACGCUGGUGGUGGAUGAUGGGAUUCAGGCUCCUGUCGAACUCAGCUGCAAGGACAGGAACAUUAUGGCAGCCACGUUUAUUCGCUUUCUGCAUAAGAACAUUGGAGGCUCAGAAACAUUUCAGGAUAAAGUCAGCUUUUUCCAGCGAGAGCUUCGGCAAAUUCACUCCAAGAAGCCUCGAAUUAAAACGUGCCUGAAGAUCAGCCGUCACUCCAUUCUCGACUCUUCUCUAAAGGCCACCAGAAACUUCUCUGUAUCGGACUGGAGUAAGAACUUUGAGGUGGUGUUUCAGGAUGAAGAAGCUCUGGACUGGGGAGGGCCGAGGCGCGAAUGGUUCGAACUCGUCUGUAAGAAUCUGUUUGACACCAAUAACCAGCUGUUCACACGAUUCAGUGACAAUAACCAGGGUCUGGUCCACCCUAACCCAGAGCGUCCUGCUCACCUGAGGCUGAAGAUGUACGAGUUUGCAGGGCGUGUGGUAGGGAAGUGUCUAUAUGAGUCAGCUUUAGGAGGAGCCUACAAGCAGCUGGUACGAGCCAGGUUCACUCGCUCUUUCCUGGCCCAGAUCAUUGGUCUGCGCAUGAACUACAAGUACUUUGAGACCGACGAUCCAGAGUUCUACAAAACAAAAGUCUGCUUUAUUUUAAAAAAUGACGUGAGCGAAAUGGACCUCGUAUUUGCUGAGGAAAAGUACAAGUCAGGACAACUGGAAAAGGUGGUGGAGCUGAUAUCAGGCGGCGCUCAAAUUGCCGUCACUAAUGAGAAUAAGAUCCAUUACCUGAAUCUGCUGGCUCAGUUUAGACUGGCCAGUCAGGUGAGGGAUGAAGUCGAGCACUUCCUCAAAGGGUUGAACGAACUCGUUCCUGAGAACCUUCUGGCCAUAUUCGAUGAAAAUGAACUAGAGUUGCUGAUGUGUGGUACUGGGGAUAUAAACGUGCAGGAUUUCAAAGCCCAUGCUGUUAUCGUUGGCGGGUCGUGGCACUUCAGAGAGAAGGUGAUGAAGUGGUUCUGGGCCGUGGUGUCCUCCUUCACUCAGGAAGAGCUUGCACGUCUCCUCCAGUUCACUACCGGCUCCUCUCAGCUCCCUCCUGGUGGCUUCAACACACUCUGCCCAUCCUUCCAGAUCAUAGCAGCACCAACACACAGCACGCUGCCAACUGCACACACUUGUUUUAACCAGCUGUGCCUCCCUACUUACGACUCCUACGAGGAGCUGCACAAACUGCUGAAGCUGGCCAUCAGUGAGGGCAGUGAGGGCUUUGGCAUGCUCUGACCACACACUGGCUCUGACUUUCGGAUACGCUGAAGGAAUCGCUUUUUUUUGUGUGUCUUCUUUCCAAUGAAUGAGCUGCUGUAUAUGAGCCAACGCACCUUUUAUUGUCCAAUAACAGACCUCUUAAGUGAAGCCCACACAGAUGUCCAGAUUAUUCUCUCUCAAGCAGGACCUUCACAUGAUCCUGAGUUGCCUUUGGCUUAUUCCACUGGAUGCUGGAGCAAUGUAAAUAUGUAAAUAUUUUGUUUUGUACUGUUUAAAAAAAAAUAAGGGGAAAAAUAAACGAAGUAAGAACCAUGGCGUUUAAUUCUCGAAGGUACAAUUGUUUCAUUUUAUGUGGGUUUGUAAAGUCAUGAAAAUGUGUGAAGCUACUAUCACAUUUGGCAUUAACAAAGCUGGGAACAUUCACACGGAGUGUUGCAGCCUUUAAGAUGUGUGGAGCUACUACACACUCACUGCACUUUGGCCUUAACCGAUCAGGGAAGGUUGUGUGUUUGUUUUUGUAUAUAUCAAACUUGUAAAAUGUCUUCUUUCUUGAUUCUCUUUUUUGUUAUGUAGUUCUUUCAUGUAGCCUAAUGUAACUGUGUGUGUGUGUGUGUGUGUGUGUGUGUGUGUGUGUGUGUGUGUGUGUGUGUGUGUGUGUGUGUGUGUGUGUGUGUGUGUGUGUGUGUGUGUGUGUGUGAGAACAGAAGAGUCUGCAUUGCAAAAUAUGAUGAAGGGAUAGGAAGAGGAGCACUGGUUAAAAAGAGCUGAUGGUUAAUUACAAAUCUCUGGGUAACAUCUAUGCAUUUUACUAGUGAGCCUAAUUUACAAAGUAGGAUGUCAAAGUAUUUUAUUUUUCUUUCUUUUUUUUUUAAAUAAAUAAGGCAUGUUUUCCUUGACACAAACUUCUUCAUUGGUCAAGGAGAGAAGAUGAUUAUUUUUUUUUUGCCUUUGUUAUUGCUUGAUUUUGUUAUCCAUGACCGUAAUUUAUUUUUAACUUAUUCCCACUUACCAAAAUGUCCUGUAAUAUUAUACUUGUGUUGUUAAAAACGAGUGUUAUAUGAAACAAGAGAGAUCGAUUGACUUUUACUGUAAGUGUCUUUAGUGUUUUGUCAUAUUGCACCUAACCAUCACAGACCUGUUUCCAGUAAACCCAAACUGGAAAAAUACUGUUUUUAAUGUGUAAUAUUCAUCAAUUAACCAAGUAUUCUGAAAAUUGUAUCAAAGCUAGUUUCAGAGAGAUGAAUGUUUAUUGAAGAAAAGUGCUGGGAAUGUUGCACUGUCCAUGAAAACGGCCUCUUAAUAGAUGGAAGGUUGCUCUGGAUGUCAGUACAUGGGUGCAGCGUCUCACAUGAGUGGAACUUCUUAUGAGUGCUUUAUCCAUUGCAUCUUAAGUUUCAUGUUAAUGUGGGUGCUCAUUUACAAAGCCUACACACUGCUGUCAAAAUGUGUCUUAACAUGGACUGUCCAUUCUAUCAUCCUAUGUAACUAUGCUUCAAGUCAAAACACAGCUGCUGUUAACUUUGGCGCUUAUGUCCGCUUGAAUAAUUCAUAGAGAAUUGUGUCAUACAGGUUGUAUUUUAACCACGGAUCCUGAAGUUAAGCGUCAGAACUGUUCGAACUAUUAGUCACCCUCCUCCCUUUAAUGCCACAAUGAAGCUUUUCAUAUGGUCUCGUUUUAGAUAUCGUGCCCUUUGACCUUGGAUAAAUAACACCACAGCAGAAACUCCAGGGUGUGGCUAGACUGUGAAUGAAAUCACUGCAUACAUGUCUGGCUGCGUGUGUUGGACGAGGCUCGUCGUGAUUACCUCAGUCGCCAUCAUGUAAAAGCACAGUGACUGAAAAGUGUCCUGCAAUUAUGUCAUUCAUGCUGCUGUGUCAUUUCAGUCAGUCAGCAGGGACAAAGCGAGACACGAGCAUGACCAUUCUGGUUUCUCUGACCUUAAUGUGCAGGGCAUUUUCUUACCGAUUUGAAAGUGUGAAAUAAUGCAUUAUAAAUUUCAUGUGUAUAUAUUGUAAUAAAGAUGCCAAUGGCUCUGGGUUGAUUUGCUAUGGGUUUUUCUUGUGUGGAGAAGCCUGGUUACUUUACAUUGGUACCUGUGGUAUGAAUGUCUUGGGUUUUCAGCACUGUUCUAAUGGCUAAAUCACUUGUUUCUUAUUUAUGUGACAAAAUAAAUUGAAAAGUGGGACAGUU